Molecule: messenger RNA, 1971 nt
Organism: Carassius auratus (goldfish)
Lineage: Eukaryota; Metazoa; Chordata; Actinopteri; Cypriniformes; Cyprinidae
Product: angiopoietin-related protein 2-like
Exons: 8
Coding region: 494-1936 (480 amino acids)
Biological process (GO): blood coagulation
Source: RefSeq, a predicted model, not a curated record
CCUCCAGCCGGCUCAUGUCGGGGAACUUCUCCUGCAUCAGCUUCUUCACCCCUCGACUCAUGCCCACAGGCACCACCUUCAAGCUGCUGCAGGAGGACAUGGAGAGGGUUAGCGGAUACUAGAUCCUCUGACAAGAGCUGAUCUUCCUGCUUUAAAAGUUUAGUGUCAGUCUGGGUGUCUCCCACUCCCCAGUGUCUUUGAACAUCUCCACUGAAGACCAGCGGGAGCACCGACCAGACAUCCACUGCGCAGUCAUUAUGUUCAAUUACUAAUAGCACAGGCGUUUCCCUUUAUGACAGUGAUUUUUCAUUGAUAUUAUAAUCUUUUCGUUAUAAAGAGCUCAGAUCUGAAGCUCGGAGCUGAACAUCUUGUUUGCAUCAGUCGGAGGACAAGGCAUUACCUUAAAAAGAGACCAAAUCCAAAAAAAGAAGAUCAUCUGGUGAUAUAAGGAGGAUCAUAUUGGACAGUUUAUUGGCUCAGUAACGCAACACUUAUGGAAAUUCCAGUGACUUGUGUCUUGGGCUUCCUGCUGGUUUUUGGUGGGGCCUGCUCUAACGCAGACACCUCCAAGGAAGAUGCAGGUCAGAAAAAAUCAUCUGGAACAACAGAGAAAAAGCCGAGCCGCUGUUCCUACACUUUCAUCGUACCUCAGCAGAAGUUAACAGGGGCGCUUUGUGUGAGUACUGAGACGGCUCGUGUCAACCGCUCUGAGAUGGUGUCCCUGCGCGCGCUGCUGGACCGGCAGCAGGAACAGCUGGACGCAAUGCGUGGGCAGCUGGAGCAGGAGGGCACACUGGCCAAUGAGAUGAGAGUUCUGCGCAGGGAGAGUGUCAACAUGAACGCCCGCAUCACCCAACUCUACGCCCAACUGCUGGAUGAGAUCAUCCAGAAGAAGGAUCAGGUUUUGGAGCAACGGAGGCUCGAGAGUUUGGUGCUUAAUGCAACAGCCCAGGUGCUUCAGGUGUCCAGCAGUUACAGAGACCUGGAAAAGAAGUACGACGCACUGACUUCUCUAGUGAGCAACCAGAGCCAACUAAUCACACAUCUGGAGAAACAGUGCCAGCUCAAGAACCCGCAGGCAACCACAUCACUUCCGGUUCAGCAGUCUAGUGGGUUGGUGGAUGUGAACACAGAGGCUAAAGAAGUUGCCAGCAAUGUCCAAAGAGACCAAAGUGCCCCUUUGCACCAGGAACAGAGUCCUUCAGAACUGCUGGAGCCCUUUGAUGGCUUGCCCCGUCUGCCAACAGACACACCUUUCACCAGUUACCCCGUGACUAAAUCUCCAGGACCGUGGAAUGACUGCCAACAUGUGCUGGAGUCAGGAGAGAAGACCAGCCGCAUCUACCUGCUGCGACCACGCAAUACUAACACACUUCUGCAGGCCUGGUGUGACCAGAGCAGAGCGCAGGGUGGCUGGACCGUAAUCCAGAGGAGACAGGAUGGCUCUGUCAACUUCUUCAGGACCUGGGAACAGUACAAGCAAGGUUUUGGGAAUCUGGAUGGUGAAUACUGGCUGGGUUUGGAGCACCUGUACUGGCUCACCUCUCAGGCCACCUACAAGCUGCGAGUAGCCAUGGAAGACUGGCAAGGACGACAGGCGUUUGCAGAGUACGACAGCUUUCAGGUGGAACCGGAGAGUGACUGGUAUCGUCUACGAUUAGGCAGUUAUCAAGGCAACGCAGGAGACUCCCUUUCAUGGCACAACAAUAAAGCGUUCACCACUCUGGACCGUGAUAAGGAUGCUUAUUCAGGAAACUGUGCUCAUUACCAGAAGGGUGGCUGGUGGUACCACAUGUGUGCCCACUCCAACUUGAAUGGGGUGUGGUAUAGAGGAGGCCAUUACAGAAGUCGAUACCAGGAUGGUGUUUACUGGGCAGAGCUGCACGGAGGCUCGUACUCUCUAAAGAAAGUGGACAUGAUGAUCAAACCUGCUUAACAGCCACAGAAACAAAUCAACAGAGCACCCAGAGA